This is a messenger RNA of Anopheles arabiensis, 565 nucleotides long. Its product is annotated as classical arabinogalactan protein 10-like. The record is from RefSeq and is a predicted model, not a curated record. NCBI's taxonomy places the organism in Eukaryota, Metazoa, Arthropoda, Insecta, Diptera, Culicidae. Bases 122 to 565 code for a protein of 147 amino acids. The transcript is spliced from 2 exons.
UCAGCAAAGCGGAGCAGGUACUAAUCAAAUUUAAAAUAAUAUAAAAGUGUUAAAUGACAUAAUUUUAUCAUUCGUAGCGGCUGAGGACGUUUUCCAGCCAAGAUGGUUUGCCUUCGACGCGAUGAGGUUCCUCGAUGAUACCAUGAAGGACGGCACGCAUCUCGAUACGUUCGAUGACGACCUAGAACAACAUACCUCCACCCAAGCCCACCCAAUCCCUUCUUGUUCCUAUUCCUCAAUUCCGCCGCAACCAACAACUCCAGCACCAAAUCCAGCACCAACCACAGCACCAACCACAGCGCCAACGCCAGCACAAACCCCAGCACCGACCCCAGCACCUACCCCAGCACCAAGCCCAGCACCCACCCCAGCGAUGAAAAAUUAUUUCUCCAUGUUUGGCCAGUGGGUGGGGGCAUGGUUAAACCAUUUACCACCCGAGGAACAGAAUGAUGCCACAAAUCGUUUGCGGCAGACGAUGCUGGAGUGGGAUCUCCAAUAUAAUAAAAAAAUAAUAAAAAUAUUUACAAAAACAUACCUUUACAUAGCUCCUCAAAUGUUUAUUUAA